AUGAGUGUGGAAGAAACACAAAAUUAUUUUUGGGCUGUACAAGAUCUAUUAGGUCAUGGUGCGACGAGUCAAGUGUACAAAGCGUAUAAUAAACAAACGGGUGAUAUGGUUGCGGCAAAAGUUUAUGUUAUCCCUUCACCAAAUAAUUCACGUAUGCCGAAUGCACAACGAGACAAAGAUUUUCGUCCAAUAUUAGAUAAAGAACUAAAAAUAUUAAAAGGAGCUCUACAUGAAAACAUUGUACGUUAUAUUGCAUUAGAACCUGUUAUUUUUGAUGCCACAGUUACAACACCAACUUCACCAUCAUCUUCGCGCGUAAAUCGUGAAGCACUAUUUAUCGAAUAUUGUAAUGGUGGAAGUUUACAUAAUCUACUCGAAAUGAAUGAACACCGUUAUGGCUUAUUCGAAGAUGAUUUUCUGCUUUUAUUCAAACAUUUAACGUAUGGUCUAAAACAUUUACACGAAAAAAAUAUUAUUCAUCGCGAUAUUAAACCCGAUAAUAUCAUGUUAUCAAUCAAUCUUAAUGGCGAACGAACGUACAAACUAGCUGAUUUAGGUGUGGCACGUGAAAUGUUGGUUAAUGAGGGUGAAUUAUCGUUUAAAUCUUUGGUUGGAACAGAAGAAUAUUUACACCCAGACUUAUAUCUUCGUGCUCUACAUAAUGGCAAGUCUUCUGAUUUUCCAUUUGAAAUCGAUUUAUGGUCAUUGGGUGUUACCCUUUAUCAAUGUGCUACCGGAGAAUUACCAUUCUCACCAUUUAAUGGUACAAGAAAAGAUCGUACAACAAUGAAAGAAAUAUUAGUACAAAAACCAGACGGAGUUAUAUCUGGUAUUCAAAAUUCAUCUGGUGGUGCAAUUGAAUGGUCAAAAACAUUACCAGCAUCAUGCCGUUUAUCACCAAGUUUAAAACGACGUUUAGAAGCUUUAUUACCACGUUUAUUAGAAUCGAAUCGUUUAAAAUUAAUGAAAUUUAGUGAUUUUUUUAGUGAAGCCGAUCGUUUAUUAAAUACUGUUCCAUUAUAUUAUUUAAAUCUGAAAACAUUUAACUUAACGUGUACGUAUUUUGAACCAUCACAAUCAAUAACACAAUUAUAUGAUUCAUUGAAAAAAUAUAAUAAUGAUAGUGGUGAUUAUUACUGUUGUAUACAAAAUAUUCAUUAUCCACUUCCAAAAGCAAAUACAAUAACAAUUAAAGCAUUUUGCGAACAAUUACCUAUACCACCAUCAAAAGAAAAUCCAUUGGUAUUUUAUACAUUUUCCACCGAACGAUCUGAUAAUAAUUAUGUUCCUAAGAUAAUAAUUCCUGAGGUUAAACCAAUAAAACAAUAUAAUGAUGUUGCAGCUGCAUGCGAUUGGUCUAAAGAUGUCAUUGGCUCAUUUUUCUAUAUCAAAGAUCAAUUAAUGGAAUAUCAGAAUAUAUUACAAACGGCUCAAUGCUCAACAUCAAUCAUUCAGCAACAUUUAAAAUCAAAAUUAGUCGAAUUUCUUUGUUUAAUAAGAGAAAAAUUGAUGAUAUUCAAAUCAAUUGAUGAAUUAAAACUUAUACUAGAGCAAAUUGAUUGCAAUAGUAACCAACAGAAUGGGAAUACCAAUAUGUCAUCCCCUGUUUCUCAUAAUAAUAGUCAGAGUCCUAUUAAUAACAAUGGAGGCUUAAAUCGUGAUCCAGCAAGUGGCAAGAUACUUCUUGGUUUUUCAGCUUUAUUGCUCAAUAAUAAUGUCUCACCAACAUCGUCAAACGAAAAUAGUCUUUCACCAGUGACUGUUGGUCGUCCCUCAUCGGCUUCGAUUAUUCAAGAGAGUUAUCGUCAUUAUGUACGUCAAUGUUUACAUCCGUAUGAAGAACUCGUCAAAUGUGAAACAGAAAUAUUAUCAAUAAUUGACAAUGAUUUUGAUGGACAAUCAACCGAUGAUUCACAGCCGUAUAGUAAAACACUUUGGUUAUCUCAUCGAAAUAAAAAAUAUUUAUCAUGGUUACAUACAAUCGAGACUUAUAUUCGAAAAUUACACGAUUUAAAUGAAUCAUUUCGACGUGAUCGUCUUUUAAAUUCAUAUAAUCGUUUACAGAUCGAUGCACAUUAUCGUCGACGUAAAAAUUUAGAAGAACUACAUGACAAAUAUAAAAAAUUUGCUACAGACGAAUGUUAUCCAUUUAUUGUUCAAAUAUAUCAAGAUUAUGUUGAAUGGAUGGAAACAAAAUCAAAAUGUGUUCAAAGAUACGAACAUAUAAAAAGAGUAUACAAUAAACUAUGUGAUGAUAUGAGUAAUUUAAUUACACUAGAUGAUUUAAGAAAGAUGGUUUACAGUAACCUAAAAGGUGGAAGUAGUGGUGGUUCGAACAUCGGAGAAACAUCAAUAUUACUGCCAAGUCCACCUCUACAAAUGAACAGCAAUAACAAUCUUCUUCGACAACAGCAUCAAGGAACAGAAAAUGGUGGAAACAUGGACGAUUAUGAUGAUGAAGUUAGUGAGAGUGAUAGCGCUCAGAAAACAAACAGAUUUCUUAAAAGUAUACGUGGUACAACACAAAAAACAUUGGAACAUGCUGAAGAAAGUGUCUUUCGUCUUGAUAGUGUUAUUCAACAAUUGAAAACACAUGGUCAAAAGCGCUGA
Didymodactylos carnosus is the source of this 2610-nucleotide messenger RNA. The record is from the annotation of a GenBank genome assembly. NCBI's taxonomy places the organism in Eukaryota, Metazoa, Rotifera, Eurotatoria, Philodinida, Philodinidae.